Molecule: messenger RNA, 1974 nt
Organism: Somion occarium
Lineage: Eukaryota; Fungi; Basidiomycota; Agaricomycetes; Polyporales; Cerrenaceae
Source: the annotation of a GenBank genome assembly
GGCCUUGUUCGGGAGGACCUAGGCGGAUAUCCCGAUAUCGCUCGUUCGUUUAAAUGGUGAAGCUCUCCACUCAAGUCUUACAUAUCCGCCGUCAGGCCAAAUGAUAACCCAUGGCAUGUUUAGUGCUUUGCCAUCUUUGAAGAAGCCAGUGGAUAUGAAAUCUCCCCAUAAUCGGUGUAAAGAACAAAUCCGGCCUCUCUCUCCUUCCGACUGAAGCUAACUGAGUCUAGCUCUACAGGACUGACAUUGGUGCCUUAGUUUACUGUCUCCUGUGCCUGCAGGGUUAUCAAGUCAUGUUUCGGCUAACACUCUUGUCUUGCCAGGAGAGGGCAUAGUCCCUGAUUCCCUCGACAUUUCCUAUAGGCAUCAUGACUGUAUGAAUGUUGCUGUCUCGGUGCUGGAGUCGUUCCGAUAGGAAUACAACUGAUCUCAUCGCAGACACAGGGAUAUAAGGCCCUUAUGUGUUGGAAAGGCAUUCGCGGCCCAUCUUCACUAAAUAAUCGCUCAUCUCAUCACCAUGUCCUACAAGCCGCCAUCCAUCCAGGAGAUCAACUGGCUUGUUUCGGGGUACAAAAUCACUUCGGCCGAUGAAGAAUUUAUAGCGAAAUCUCAAGGGAGCUCGCCUUUCCCUUCCGGUUCUGAUUCCGAUGUUGGGAUUUCGAUCUUUAAAGCCACUAUGGGUGCCCUAGUCGCUCUCUCAGCCCUGGCAGGGCCUAUGGGCAUUGUCUUUGCAGCUGGUGCAGCAAUAAUAGAUGUCACACUGGACACGGACCCCACUGCGCCAUCUUCGGCUCCUACAUUGAGCCAGAUCUCCAAGGAAGUUGGCAGGACCAUUGAGGAGAAGCUUCAGGAUCGAGAUAUCGCUCAACGUAUCGCACUUGUGCGAAGUGUAUUGGACUAUAUUGAUCAGAAUAAGGAGAUUCUAGAGGCAUUGGAGAAAGAUGAAACAGGAACUAAAAAGAUUUAUCCACGUUCUACUCACUUGGAAGACAACGUAGACUAUCUAAAGACGCAAAUCAUCCCGCAGCUCAUCAAGUACAGCUCUCCCGGAGGUCUAUAUGAUGGACUCACCGGCCUCGGCGAAGUUGCUACUCACCCACCAUGGCAUAGACCUGAUAUUCGGGCCGCCCAUCUCCUCGUCUUCACCACUCUGUUUAUUACGCAACAAUACCUCAGCCUCAUUUACUCUCGUCUUGCUGCACUCGAGAGACAUCGAGGAAACAAGAGCAAGGCACAGAACUACACAAGCUCGUACUACAACCAGUUGGACGUCAUGCAGGGCAAGGUCGAACAGCAACUCGCCUUGCUGAACGAGAACAUCAACCGGUUGAGGAAGUGGAGACGAGACGAGAUUACAGACGUGGCCGAACGUACCCCGGCUGUCGUUGAGGAUUCGGGCUGGACGCCACCAGGAGCGUAUGGUGCAACUGUGCCCGUCUCCAAUGGCCGUCCAAGCAACGUCAUAUCCUGGAAGGACAACUGUACGGGCAACAAUCAUGAACGUCGAGCGAGCGAGUAUUACUAUGGGUUGUUCAACAUGUUGAGGGGAUGGAGGUUCGACGAUGCUUGGAGAGAUUCUCGGCCGGAGCACGAUGCAUAUAUGGACAGACUGAAUGCUCAUAUCGAUCGAGUGUUGAAACCGGAUAUGUUAGUCGCCCAGGGUUGGCAGGCUACCCUUGAAGCAGCGACCAAGUUUCUUAAGAUUGAUCAUUAAUUUCUUCGUCGCUCCAUUUCUUGUGAAACAUUCAAAGCUCUUGUUAAUAUUUCUUGUAAAGUUGAUACUUUCCUUGCAUGUUAGCCCUCCGCGGACAAGGAAUGGAGAAGGGAUAGUGUAAGAGAAAAUGCCGAAUGGAGAGCGUCGAUCAAUCUGGCUCCAUCGGAAUUCACAUCUAGAACACUGUAAGAAGCCGUGUCUUCUCCGUGAAGUACGAUUUUUAUGUUAAGGACCUAGUUCGACGACACAUACUAGUAUCU